Messenger RNA from Amoebophrya sp. A25, 6238 nucleotides. Lineage: Eukaryota; Dinophyceae; Syndiniales; Amoebophryaceae. The record is from the annotation of a GenBank genome assembly.
CGCAACAGUGGGAGCAAGUAUGAGAAGAUAGGGCAACUGAAUUACGCGGAGUGCCAGUACACGGAGUUCCUCAAGGAGUCCGUGGAGAAUCAUGUGGGCAGCUUCGAUCUUUUCCUGGAUCACAUCAUCCCGGAGAUGCCGAGCGAGAUCAUCCCACUGGAGAUCCCGCUGGCACUCGAGGGUUUGGAGCUCGGAGGCUCGUCCUCGUCGAAGCCCGGGUCUGGCAGUGGCGCACUGGGUUUGCGGAUCGGAGUGGACAAAAUUCACAUCGAGAAGCCUGUGAAAAAAGAUGCCAACAUGCUGCCAGCGAAAGGCGUGAAGCAUAUCUUGCCGUCCGACUGUCGAGAGGGGCAUUUUACCUAUGGCGGCAAGCUCAGCGUCACGUUUUACACUCAGAAAGUGAACGAGGAGGGCAAAAACUUCUUCACCGUAGACAUGGGAAACAUCCCGGUCAUGGUGGGAUCGAAAGUGUGCCAUUUGUCUGGCUUGUCCCCAAAAGACCUGGUCCGAGCGCGCGAGGACGAAACGGAACGAGGUGGGUAUUUCAUCAUGAAUGGUAACGAGCGUGUGAUCCGUCUUCUCAUCAUGCCGAAAGCCAACCAGCUACUCGCCAUUGACCGAUCUUCCUUCACCAAUCGUGGUGAUCUCUACACGAAACAUGCCGUGCAGGUACUGCUAACUACUUUAUUUACAGACGGACCACGUCGUUCAAUUUCAAGCAACAGAGAUGAAGUUGAUCAGGCGUUUUUGACACCUGAUUGCGGCGUUCUCCCAUUCAACUCUUGCUUCACUUUCACUAUUCUUGUCCCUUAGUACUGUGUGAUACCUAGGGUUGAAAAGUUAGUAUACUAUGUUUCAAAAUGAAAUCUUCAGAAUGAAUCCAACAUUUUCAUUUUUCCAGGUUCGUUGCAUGCGUCGUGACAUGACCACACUGACGAACACGCUACAUUAUUGCCGCGAUGGUAGUUGCUUCUUUCGCUUCAGUCAUGAUAAGAACGAGUAUUUGAUUCCGAUGCUGGUGAUCGCCUACGCAGUCGCUCCCCACUACAUGACGGAUAUGCUUCUGGCCCGCGCUUUGUGCGGAGGCGAUCCCGAUGAUAACUUUUCUUCCGAACGAGUGCAGGUCAUGUUCCAGACGAUGAUCGCGUCGGACUUCCCAGUUCACAGCAAGCUGGAAGCUUUGCAGUAUCUCGGAGACCAGUUUCGACGGUCUUUGCAAGAACCCGACUACUUGACCGAUGUGGAAGUGGGUCUCCGCAUGUGCCGACGCUUCUUCCUGGUGCACAGCACGGCCUUCGAGGACAAAUUCUCCUUCUUCUGCCUCAUGUUCCAGAAGCUCAUGAAACUGGUACUUCUUGCAACAACUUUCUAAAUCCAUGAAGUUCUUGAGGACUGAUUUUCAUUUUGAUUUGUGAUAUUAUAAACAAGAUUCUGUCACUGAUACUUCAGAUUGUUGUAUGUAGUUUUCGUCUUAAAAAAUUUUUUGGCAAGAAUGAAUUUUGAAUGAAAAUGAAUUUGCAUUCAUCAUCAUGGCACCCAAAAAUACCAGGCUGCCGGCAAGAUUGUUCCAGAGAACUGCGAUGCUUUGUCGACGCAAGAGGCUCUGCUUCCCGGCCAGCUCUACGGCGCUGUCCUCAAAGAAGCAAUUGAGGCGAAUCUUAUCAAAGCGAAAGGCGUCCUCUUGAAAAAGCUCCGUUACGGCGACGAUUUAUUCGAUGUGGACACGGUCGAGCGCGUCUUCUGGGCAGUGAAAGACAUUGACCACGCCAUGAACUACUUUCUCGCAACCGGAACAAUUAAAUCCCGAUCCGGUUUGGAUUUGAUGCAGGUACAACAAUAACAACUUUUAAUAUUCUUGAAGCUACUCAAACUCACUAGGUUUUAUUGUAAAAAGUAAUUUGAUGCUUGUUGACUUGUUUUUUUGGUAUGCUAACAUCGAUUUCGGCAUCAACCGUGAUCAUUGAAUCUGCGUUAUUUUCCUGCAGGUUACCGGUUUCACGAUUGUGGCGGACAAGUUGAAUGCUGUACGUUAUUUGUCGCAUUUUCGCGCGAUCCACAGAGGUCAGUUUUUCAUGGAGAUGAAGACCACAGCGGUUCGAAAGCUGCUACCCGACAGUUGGGGUUUUCUCUGUCCUGUGCACACCCCUGAUGGUGGCCCCUGUGGUUUGUUGAAUCACUUGGCGCAGAACUGUCAGAUUGCUCUCACAUCGCCAGCGCACACGGAACGCGCAUGCGAAAGCGUGCGCAAGUUCCUUUUGCAAUUGGGUCUGCUGGCUUUCAGCGGCGACGAGCAGGUGGGAUCGGCGAUUGCGGGUGCCAGUUUGGGUCCCGGCGAGCGGUACUUGGCUGGCGGUCUGGACGUGUCGCGACACUAUCCGGUCGUUCUGGAAGGACGAGUGCUAGGUUACGUCCGUGACGAAGACGCGGACCUGGUGGUUGCGCUUUUGCGCCGCGCCAAGACCAUGAGUGGCGAGAAUAGGCGCGCAACUCAGCGACUGUGGAAAAAGCUAAUGACACAGCCGGUCAAACCGCACGAACUUCGCAAAUCCGCGGUUAGCAUGGAACCGGAAGGCGAGGAGAGUGGCGUGAUCGGCGAAGAUACGGGUCCAAAGAAGCGUGCCCGAAAAGCAGACAAGAAAAACAGCGACACGACUAAGAGUUCAUCAACGUCUAUUUCGAAGAGCGAGUCUGCCGAUAGCGAAAACGAUGCUAGUAAGGAGAAAACCGCAGCCGAAGAGGCGGAUCGUGCCUUGACACACGCGUUCUGCUCUGUCAACACAGGGCCCGAAUUGCUUCGCGAGGCCGAGGAAGAAAACUGCCGUUUAUUAGGUGAGGGUCAUGAGCAGAUGUUCCAACUCGUUCCUUACAACCUGGAGGUUGGCUUCGUCGAGCGGUCGUGGGGCCGCAUCUUUCCCGGCAUCUUCCUUUUUGUUGGUCCAUGCCGAUUCACGCGACCAGUGAAAUGCCUACGCAGCAACCAGCUGGAACACAUUGGACCAUUCGAACAGCUGUUUAUGAAAAUCGCAGUCAGUGAAUCCGAGCUCAUUUGGGCGCGCAAAGUUCUACGAGCCGAUAUCCAGGAGUACUUCAGGCAGAUGCAUGUAAACGUUGCAUCCGACAAAGCUCUCAAAGCCGACGAAGAGACUGGGAAGAAGUCCUCAGCGUCCGCGACGCAAAUCGCGAACGAGCUUGCGCAUCGAAAACAAAGUUCUGCAUCUGCAGGAGGUGAGUUACAAGGGCGGGAAGGGAAUCUGAGUGUAGCAGGCCAGCUCAGUUUGCAACAGGAGAUGGAGGCAAUGACUUACACUCACAGAGAGAUCGAUCCGAUCAAGAUGCUCUCUAUCAUCGCCUCGCUUACGCCCUUCCAGAACCACAACCAGUCUCCGCGUUGCAUGUACCUACAUACUGAAUUAGUUAUGUCAUAGGUCAGCAUUAGUUAUAAUGUUAUAGGUCAGCAGUCAGUGGCCACUGAUUCUGAAGAACGGAAGAGACCAUCUUCAAAGCUCUCCCCUUUUCCCUUCAUUUUCCCCUGCUCUCUUAGGAGAGCCCCUCUGCGAUCUCAGUGACCAUCAACCCCUAUGACCAAUUAAAGUUGAGCCUCGGUUAUGGUUUGGGAGUCAUGAUCUUUUGUAUCAGCAUCUGCGCAACCAUUGUCUCAUCGCGUUACGGGUCAGUAGGAACUAUCUGAAUUUUCUAUUUGGUGUUGUUUUUGAAUUCCAACCAUCAAUCCUUUUUUCCACUCCAGGUACCAGUGUCAGAUGUUGAAACAGACUAUGGGAACGCCAUACUUAAAUCACUCGAGGAGAACAGAUAACAAGGUUUACAAAAUCCAGUUUCCGCAGAGGCCGAUGGUUCGGGCACAGAUGUACCAGGACGCCAAAUUCGACACACAUCCAGCAGGUAUUGCAGACGAUAUUUGUUUUCUUGUGGAAUUUCUGAAUCCGAACGUAUAUUCAAUCAUUGAGAUUUUGAUGUUCUUGAAGAUACUGAAUGACAACCACUUCUACAACACUCGUGGGCCGGAUGAUCUUUUCACAGCAUCCGUCGUAAUUAGAUAAUCAAAGAGUAAUAGUGGAAGAUGAUGAAUUUUUCUCAAGGUAUGAACGCAAUUGUCGCGGUUGCUGCGUACACUGGGUACGAUAUGGAGGAUGCCAUGAUCAUCAACAAAAUGAGUUUUGACCGUGGAUUUAUGGCGGGCAACGUUUACAAGCAGAAAAUCAUACCUGCGACUCCGGACAAGGACCAGCGAUCAAGGCAACAAGCUGCCAACUGGAUGGUUUCCAAUCUGAACCCAUCCCUGAACAACAAGCCCAUCGUGGAAGACGAGCACAUGAUGCGUGACGGUACGCCGAAGGUGGGCACGAAGCUGCACCAGGGUAUGCCGAUUGCGUGUGUGGUUAACAAAGCGACAGGAGAGCAGGAGAUCCACAAAUACAAGGAUGCCGAUCCGUGCUACAUCGAGAGCGUGUCGCUCAUCGGAGGCGGCAGUUUCUACGGUGGCGGCAUUGAAGACGGACAACAAAAGCUCUCCUUAAAAUUGCGAUUCCCGCGUCGUCCCAUGGUUGGUGAUAAGUUCGCGACGAGACACGGACAAAAAGGUACUUCUGAAAUAGAAGUUCUUAUUCCUGAAGCACGUUGAUGUAUUCAUUGUCUACUAGUAUAGAUAAACUCCGAUUCCGCGGCUGAUGCACCUUAAGAAACAGGGUCUACUUCAUCUAAGUAAUAACUCAAGAACACUUUCUCAUUGUCAUUCUUACUUCAUCUGUCUUUCAGGUGUGAUGGCUACGUUGUGGCCGUCCGAAGAUAUGCCAUUCUCUGCGCGCGGUAUGGUUCCGGACAUUCUGUUCAAUCCCCACGGUUUCCCGUCGCGCAUGACGAUCGGACAGUUGAUUGAGAGUAUGGCUGGAAAAGCUGCUGCUCUGGAGGGCCGCAAAGCCGUGAACGCAACAGCAUUCCGAAAAUAUCGCGGCAAUUUUUGCUACCCUGACGAAAACGAAGAUGAUCCCUUCCUCGAGCGGGACCCUGAGACCCUGUGCGACCCCUCGAAGCAGCCGGCGCCGGCUGAGUAUUUUGGCCGCAUUUUGCACGACAACGGCUUCGACUACUACGGCACAGAAGAACUGUACGACGGCGUGAGCGGAGAACCAAUGAAGACGCACAUCUUCAUGGGUUGCGUCUACUACCAGCGACUGAGGCACAUGGUUGCCGACAAGGCGCAGGUGCGCGCUUUAGGCCCGAUCGAUCCGAUCACGCGACAGCCGGUCAAAGGACGUCAGCGCGGAGGUGGUAUCCGUUUGGGAGAGAUGGAACGCGACGCGCUUGUGGCUCACGGAACGUCUUACUUGUUGCACGAUCGUUUGAUGCGCUGCUCCGAUUACUCUCUCGGUUUCGUGUGCCCAGAGUGCGGCAGCAUCAUUACGCCAGUCCCGAAGCUGACGCAGGGCCAGGGAGCACACACGGGUGGUCCUCAACUCAACGCAGCCGCGGCCGCCGGCAGACGGAGCUGCAUGGUCACCGAAGCCGUCUGCCCGCCGUGCACGCGCAGAAAACGAGAGAGAAUGGCCGAAUCUAGGGAAGAAAUGGGCGAUCCAGAAGUUCGGUGUGUGGCCAAGGACAUCCCCUUUGUGUUCCGACUUUUAUCCGUUGAGUUCGCAGCAAUGGGUAUCAACUUGCAGAUGAAACUCGACAAAAACGAGGAAGAUGUCUAUCUGCCAUCUCCACCUGAGGCAGAUGUUGCAGAAUCCUCUUCAAGCGGUGCAAUGCCAAUAGACGCACCAGAGAAGAAAUACAUAAGUACACGAGACGACUGCUACGACCAAUUUGCAGAUGCGAAGCAUAGGUGGCAAGCCCAAACCACGACAGAAGAAGACACGCUACAACCCAUGCAGGUUGACUCGUGAUGACAGUGAAAUAAAAGAUUUUCAAUGCAUCAAACCAAAACUAAAAGUAAGUUCAUCAUUAAUAUUCGUCUUGUAGCGUCACCACAUCAUCAAUAAGUAAAAAUUGUAUCAAUACGACAUCAAUGAAUUACCCUUCUCUAUGGAAUUGACUAAAAGAGUAUCUUGCAUUGAUGUUGCAGUUCCCCGUACUCUUCCACCAGAGUGAGGCGAGCAACAUCGAUGGAAACAACACGAGCAUCAAUGAUCGUCGUCGGAUUUCUUGAGCAACGCCAUUGCAAAAAUACCACUACUAGCAAAUUGCGAAGUCCGAGAACUUCUCCUGACAGGGAAUUGAAUAU